AUGAGGUGGCCAUCACUAUUGCUGGCUCUCCUCGCCGGAUUGGCUGUGGCCACCGCGGACACUACCUCCGAUUCUUCGACCAGCACCACCAGUACUUCGGAUUCAUCGACGAGCAUUGACCUGUCGACUGCAUCCACGGUGACGGACCCUAGCACCGUGGCCGUCCCGUCCGGCGACUAUAUCACCUAUAGCACCACAAUCACCCUCGACAAUGGCAACUCCUCCGUCCUGGUAUCCACGACGGCCGCGGCCAACGCGACGGCCACCACCACGGGGAACCAGACCAUCGUGACCACCACUUCCGACUCGCUGACCAUCCUGGUCGGUGGUGGCGGCACAACAACUCUUGGGAACGGAACCAUGCACAAUGCGACAGCCACCGCCUCGUCCACAUCCACCCAGACACCCGUCGUCAAUACUCGCCCGUGCAAUAACUAUGCCGAGUUUUGCGGGCGUAAUUACUCCAACAUCACCAUGGUUGCGGCCCACAACAGCCCGUUCGUGCGCGCAGGCAAUGCCGCCGCCAACCAAGCAUUGGAUGUGACAGCCCAGCUCGACGAUGGCGUUCGCAUGCUCCAAUUUCAAGUUCACUACCAAAAUGGCACCAUGAUGCUUUGCCACACCUCCUGCAGCAUUCUCAACGUCGGCACCCUCGAGGCCUACCUCAUCAGUGUCGCCCAAUGGAUGCGCAAGAAUCCCUACGACGUGGUCACCCUGCUCAUCGGUAACUACGACUACGUCUCACCGGAGAAUUUCACGGCGCCGAUCCAGGCCUCCGGACUGUACGACCUUGCGUACACGCCCUCUAAAAUCCCCAUGGGCCUGGACGACUGGCCGACGCUGUCGGAGAUGAUUCUCACCGGCAAGCGUGCCGUCUUCUUCAUGGACUACCAGGCAAACCAAACCGCGGUGCCGUGGCUGAUGGACGAGUUCUCGCAGAUGUGGGAGACGCCUUUCUCGCCGACGGAUGCGAACUUCCCCUGCACGGAGCAACGCCCUCCUAAUCUGUCGCAGCAGGAUGCAAAGAGUCGCAUGUAUAUGGCAAACCAUAAUCUCAACCUGGAGCUUAACCUGGGUUCUUUGAGCCUGCUGAUUCCCAAUACUGCCACGAUCAGCCAGACCAACGCCGUCAACGGCAAUGGGAGUCUGGGGUGGAUGGCAAACAACUGCACCCGCGACUGGAAUCGCCCGCCCAACUUCCUGCUGGUUGACUACUACAAUUACGGUAACUUCAACGGCUCCGUCUUCGAAGUCGCUGCCGAAAUGAACAACGUCACGUACAGCCGCACCUGCUGCGGCGUAGCGUCCGCCGCCUUGCCGGGCAUGGUGGCAUCCAGCGUCUCAACGAUGCUGGUGAUCGCAACCGGUGUACAACUCCUCCUGUCUGCAUUCUGA
This is a messenger RNA of Penicillium canariense, 1395 nucleotides long. RefSeq lists its product as uncharacterized. Gene Ontology annotation, biological process: lipid metabolic process. The transcript has 3 exons. Bases 1 to 1395 code for a protein of 464 amino acids. Gene Ontology annotation, molecular function: phosphoric diester hydrolase activity. The record is from RefSeq and is a predicted model, not a curated record. Lineage: Eukaryota; Fungi; Ascomycota; Eurotiomycetes; Eurotiales; Aspergillaceae.